CACACACACACACGGACCACAACGGGUCACAUGCCGUCCUCAUCACUUCAGUUGUGGUGAAGAUGGACACCGACAGGCUCCACGCUGCUUUACCUGAGCCUCCAAGCCAAAAUGAAGAAGACAAUAAAGGUGAAGAGAAGAUCUUCGGGAAUAUCUUUGCUGAGCUGGAGUCGGUGGACUUGCCUUUGGGAACCACUUUAAGGUCUAUUUAUGAUGACCAGCCCAACGCUCACAAGCGGUUCAUGGAAAAGCUCGAUACCCGGAUAAGGAACCAUGACCGCGAGAUUGAGAAGAUGUGCAACUUCCACCACCAAGGCUUUGUGGACGCCAUCACAGAGCUCCUGAAGGUCCGGGCCGAUGCGGAGAAGCUGAUGGGUCAAGUGACGGACACCAACCGAAGACUCCAGGAAGCAGGGAAGGAAGUAACGGCUCAGACGGAGGAGGUCAUCCGCUGUCGCAUCCAACAGAGGAACAUGGCCACCACAGUGGAGAAGCUCCAGCUCUGUAUUCCAGUGCUGGAAAUGUACAGCAAACUGAAGGAGCAGCUGACAUCCAAAAGGUACUAUGCUGCUCUGAAAACCAUGGAGCAACUGGAGAAGGUGUACAUCCCCAGAGUGAGUCAGUACAGGUUCUGUCAGAUCAUGGCUGAAAACCUGCCCAAACUCAGAGAGGAGAUCAAGGACGUCUCCAUGUCGGACCUCAAGGACUUCCUGGAGAGCAUACGAAAGCAUUCAGACAAGGUUGGAGAGACUGCCAUCAGACAGGCGCAGCAGCACAGGACCUUCAUCAGCACGGUGGCAAAGCAGGCCGGCUUAGACCACUACACCAAACCCCUGUUCUCCCUGAAAGGACGAGCGCACUCGCACAUGCCCAACGGUCUGCUGAUGGAUGACGGUGCAGGAGACGAAGAGGACGCUGAUGAUGAGAUCCUUACAGCUCAGGACCUGGUGGACUUCUCUCCCGUCUACAGAUGUCUACACAUCUACACGGUGCUGGGCGACAGAGAAACCUUUGAGAACUACUACAGGAAACAGAGGAAAAAACAAGCACGGCUGGUUCUGCAGCCGCAGGCUAACAUGCAUGAGACGGUGGAAGGCUACAGAAGAUACUUCAACCAGAUCGUAGGGUUUUUCGUUGUGGAGGACCACGUUCUUCACGCCACUCAGGGGCUGGUGACCAGAGCGUUCACGGAUGAACUUUGGAACAUGGCCUUGUCCAAGAUCAUUGCUGUGCUGCGCACGCACUCUUCUUACUGUGACGAUCCAGAUCUGGUUUUGGAGCUGAAGAACCUCAUCGUUAUCUUUGCCGACACCCUGCAGGGUUAUGGUUUCCCGGUCAGUCGACUCUUCGAUCUGCUGUUUGAGGUCCGAGACCAGUACAAUGAAACCUUGCUGAAGAAGUGGGCUCUGGUGUUCAGGGAGAUCUUUGAGACGGACAACUACAGUCCCAUCCCAGUGGAAACGGAGGAGGAGUAUAAAGUGGUGGUGAGCCGCUUCCCCUUCCACGAUGCUGAGAUCGAGAAGCAAAGCUUUCCAAAGAAGCUGCCCAUGUCCCAGUCUGUCCCUCAGAUCUACUCGCAGGUCAAGGAGUUCAUUUACGCCAGCCUCAAGUUCUCCGAGUCGCUGCACCGCAGUUCCACAGAGAUUGAUGACAUGUUGCGAAAGUCCACCAACUUGCUGCUGACAAGAACUCUCAGCAGCUGCCUGCAAAACCUCAUCAAGAAACCUCACAUAGGACUGACAGAGCUGGUUCAGAUCAUCAUUAACACCACCCACCUGGAGCAGGCCUGCAGGUACCUGGAGGAGUUCAUAACCAACAUCACCAACGUCUCUCCAGAAACCGUCCACACCACCAGACUCUACGGGUUGUCCACAUUUAAGGACGCUCGCCACGCUGCAGAAGGAGAAAUUUAUACCAAACUGAACCAGAAGAUCGAUGAAUUCAUCCAGCUUGCAGACUACGAGUGGUGCAUGGCCGAGUCGGACGGCCGCGCCUCAGGAUACCUCAUGGACCUGAUUAACUUCCUGCGCUCCACGUUCCAGGUCUUCACGCACCUUCCGAAAAACAACAAUGACCAUGCAUCAAUGUCGGGGAAGGUUGCGCAGACGGCUUGCAUGUCUGCCUGCAAGCAUCUGUCCACGUCGCUGAUGCAGAUGCUGCUGGACUCUGAGCUGAAGCAGAUCAGCAUGGGAGCCAUUCAGCAGUUCAACCUGGAUGUUAUGCAGUGUGAAUUGUUUGCCAGCUCGGAGCCGGUUCCUGGCUUCCAGGGGGACACGCUGCAGCUGGCCUUCAUUGACCUGCGACAGCUCCUGGAUCUGUUCAUGGUUUGGGAUUGGUCGACUUACCUGGCAGACUACGGCCAGCCGAACUCCAAGUACCUGAGAGUGAACCCCGCCACAGCGCUGGCUCUGCUGGAGAAAGUCUACAGGGGGAUGAAAGACACCAGCAAAAAGAACAACAUCUUCUCACAGUUCAGGAAGAACGACCGCGACAAGCAGAAGCUGGUAGAGACCGUGGUCAAGCAGCUGAGGAGCCUGGUCAACGGCAUGUCCUCCUAAACCCACUGACGGGACGAGGCCGAGACCUGGGACCUGGUUUCAGCACGCAGACAGCAACACAACAGCAAACACACACAAUAGGUCAUCUUCUUACCUGAGUCCUUGGGGGAGGCGUUCCUGCAGGUUGACAGGAACAUGUGUGGCGGUGGGAGUGCACAGAGGGAGCAGCGGCCACAGGGGGAGGGGGUGUUGGGACGCGAGUUCAAGUCCAGAUUCCCUGCAAAGCAAACGCGUGGACCCACUGUUGGUGCAGCGCCAUCACCUGGACACAGUGGACAAGUCCUCUGCUUUUAUUUUGAAAAGAAACAGACUUCCUGGUUGUAAUUAGCUGUUAGUUUUCACAUGACAAAUUUAAAUUUAAGCUUGCCUAAAGAACUGAACGUAACAUAGCCUGCUGUGGAUGUGAAGCUUUAGCAUCAAACUACAGCUGGAUCAGGGGCUAAAGUCCUGAGCUGGAUCCUCUUUAGGAGGAUUUAGACUCAACCCAAGUUAAACCUGAGUAUGUUGGAUGGCUAAGACUCUUGCUUCGAGGAAAAAUCCCAUCAAACAUUUGGGUGCAUCAAAACUGAUCCAACGACUGAAUCGGUUCUGUCCGGUUAUUUCAGCAACAGGAGGGAUCUGGGAAAAGAAUUCUGUGGUCUGAUAGCAGCGGCAUGAGCUCAGCGUCCCAACGCCUCAGCUCCUCUUUCUGUCCCGACGGUGUCAAAGGACUCUGUGGACAAUGACGUCUGCUUAGACUGAUGUUCCUGGAAAAAGUCCACGAAGGCACUUUUGCUGCUGCUCGUCUCACCGAGCAACAUUUCUCCGUUUUUGACGCCUAGAUUGUAGCUGGAGCCUCUGAAACUCAGCGGUGAAUUCUUUUUGUUGAUCCAGCUAGUAAAACCGUGUGGUUUGAGCAUCAAAACCCUCAAGACGAGGAGACCGUCACAAACCCGUUUCAGAAACCUCUUUCAGUUGCUCCUAGAGAAUUGAAGCUUUAGCCACACAAUAAAUGAAGCACAGCAAUAAUCCUCUGGUUUCCUGUCACACUUCCAGAUCUUUCACCUCCUUCCGUUUGGGUUUUGCUUCUUUUCUAGACGCGUUUGCACUGAACUCUGGCUUUUGGGGUCAAAACUGGACUCAAAGGUCAUUGCACAUGGCGGGUUUAGAGGUCAGGUUUGUCUGUAAUGGGGUUUAUUGUUAUUUUAUUCCUUUAUUGUAAUGGGCUUGAAUGAAGAUCCAACCUGAACUCGGGCAGCAGGACGGGCUAACACCUACCCAGGACAACAGCGCAGCUUUUUGGGGAUCUGCCUGCUGCCGUGGCUCUACAGGCCGAACAUCCCUGCUGACGCUCCGACUGGCGUGACCAGAGAGGCUCACGGCUGAGAAAGCCUGCAAAGCUUUGCUCUGACGUGCGAAAUGUAAAUAGACCAAAAUACUUCACCCAAAGACCCAAAACCCUUUCAGGAAGCGCACUCCUUAUUCCUGCAGUUGAAACAGGAGGAAAGGACAGCGGGAAGCGGUCCUCAUUUUAUUUAAAUGAAAAUCUGAAGCUUUUUUUUUUUUUUUACAUUUAAAGCUUUGUUGUGAAUAAUUGAAUUUUUUUUUUUUAUUUGCUUUGCAGUUUUUUCCAUGUGUUACCAGUUCUUCAGAGCUGGAAUUGCACUUUAUUAAAAACAAAUAACCCAAACUCCUGUUAAUGUAUGGGGAUGCUGACUGCAUUGUGCCAAUGAAUGUCCCCACAAAGAUACAAAAACAAGUGUGUGUGUGUAUUUAUUUAUUUGCCUUUUAACUUGACUGCUUGUAUAUACGUCUGUACAAACUGCGUUUUUGUAAAGAAUCGACGGGUUUGCUGGCUGACUUGGUGAUGUAACGAUGUGACUGAACAUUUCUUUGUCUCCUGGAGAACUUAAUGCAUCGUGAGGAGCUCAGUGAUUUUUUUUUUCUUCCCUUCACUUGAAUGCAUGUUUAAAAUACAAAAUGCUCUGAUGUGUAAAUUCUGUACAACAAUGUAGGAUGAUUUAUUUAAAUACAAGUCAGAUUUGAACCGCCA
Molecule: messenger RNA, 4590 nt
Organism: Oryzias latipes (Japanese medaka)
Lineage: Eukaryota; Metazoa; Chordata; Actinopteri; Beloniformes; Adrianichthyidae
Gene: exoc6
Product: exocyst complex component 6
Biological process (GO): intracellular protein transport; exocytosis; Golgi to plasma membrane transport
Cellular component (GO): exocyst; membrane
Source: RefSeq, a predicted model, not a curated record